AUGAUUUUGACAGUAGGUACUUGGGAAAAAUCGGAACAUUAUUUAAACUCCGAGACACCAUCUAGAUCUAAAAGGCAAAAAGUUCCCGACGUUUUUGUGGAUAAAAAAACCAAGUAUCGCAGACUCUAUUUGGAAAUCAUAGAUACAAUAAUUGUAAAGAUGAAUGAAAGGUUUUCAGGUAUUAAUCAGUUAAAUUUAUUUUCGUCAUUAGAUUUUUCAACAUGUAAUCGCUAUGUUAAACAAUUUCCUACUAAUGCAAUGAAUUCACUAAAAGAAGCAUAUGGAGAGCAUUUUGAUUUUGCUCUAUUCCAUAGUGAACUCUCUAUUGUAUACUCAUCGGCAGAAUAA
Molecule: messenger RNA, 348 nt
Organism: Macrosiphum euphorbiae (potato aphid)
Lineage: Eukaryota; Metazoa; Arthropoda; Insecta; Hemiptera; Aphididae
Source: the annotation of a GenBank genome assembly